AUGGUGUCCUUCCAGAAUUGGCGCGACCGCCGCUCGGCUGACAAGACGGCAGCCGAAUUCAAGUCUCCAGAGCCCGUAACCAAGACCUACAAUACUUCUAGCACCCGCACCGGGCAGCGCUCCAUGCCCUCAAGGCGCCUCCGGAUCCUUUGUCUUCACGGCUAUCACGGUUCAGCCUCUGUCAUGCGUUCUCAAGCAUCCUCCUUCGCUGGCGAAGUGGCUCCAUAUGCUGAUCUGGUCUUUAUCAAUGCCCCAUCCCUCGCCAAGGGAAGCUACGGUUGGUGGCAUGCCCGCUCCAACAUGGCCGGAGGCGGUGUUGUGUACUCUGGCUGGGGCGACACCAAAGCGAACCUCAUCGAUGUCUUUGCCAAGGAGGGUCCGUUCGACGGCGUCCUUGGCCUCAGCCAGGGAGCGGUCCUUACCAGUAUCCUCUGCGGCCUCAACGGUAGCCACGGUAUCAAGUUCAACUUCGCCAUGAUGGUUGGCGGCUUUUUGGCCAGCGAUACCGAGCUUGAAAAGCUGUACGAGCGCCACCAGAGGUACUCCCUCCCCUCCAUCCACGUUUACGGUCGCCGUGAUGGUAUCGUCAACCCCAGCGCAACCCUCGAGCUUAGCCGCGUGUUCAAGAACCCGACAAUUGUCGUUCAUGAUGGCGGUCACGUUAUUCCGCAACAGAGGGAUGCCGAGGCGAAGAUGGCCGCAUUUGUCGUGGAGCAGUGGGCGAAGGCUUGA
Messenger RNA from Apiotrichum porosum, 732 nucleotides. RefSeq lists its product as uncharacterized. The transcript has 2 exons. Gene Ontology annotation, cellular component: nucleus; cytoplasm. NCBI's taxonomy places the organism in Eukaryota, Fungi, Basidiomycota, Tremellomycetes, Trichosporonales, Trichosporonaceae. The record is from RefSeq and is a predicted model, not a curated record. The coding region runs from base 1 to 732 and encodes 243 amino acids.